Molecule: messenger RNA, 1326 nt
Organism: Paramacrobiotus metropolitanus
Lineage: Eukaryota; Metazoa; Tardigrada; Eutardigrada; Parachela; Macrobiotidae
Exons: 3
Coding region: 338-1087 (249 amino acids)
Source: RefSeq, a predicted model, not a curated record
AAAGUAAAUUUUUUAGGUACUAUUAUUUUAAAAAGUAAUGUUUUUCGUAAAAUUUAAAACGCUGGAAAUGUUUGUGUCAGCAGUAGCAUGCGCACAGCUAGAUUACUGUAGACAGCCCACUCUGCUAGCGCCAGAGCCCCAGAACGGGCCAGGAGUAAAAUCAUUUGUUUACAUUUCGUGACAAUCGGCCAGAUUUCCCGUCUGUGACUCUUUGGCACAAUUUUUUUAUUUCCUCCUUAUUGUGUUGCAGAGAGCGAAGCUCUUCCGCUGAUUUAGAAGAAGAGAGGCUAAUCCAGAACUGCUUUUAAAUUAAACUGCAAUUCUAGAUCGGAUAAUAAUGAUUAGGAUAUCCUCCCUGUCAAGCGUACUUAAACUCCCGAACACUUCCAGUCCACGUCCUGUAAUUGUGGGAUGCACUAGGUAUAUCUCGGGAGGAUACAACGAGGACGCCACGGAACAGGGCUCUGUGGUUAGUGGCCCGAACCCCAAAGAGAGAUACUCUCCUGCCCAUGCUGUAGGUCGCGCUUAUCGAAAAAGUAUCCCUGGCAUUGGUGAAGUCAUUGACUACGAAAAGGAUGAAUAUGCCUAUUUCAAAGUACGGCCUCCUGCCGCUGAGCCUGUGCUUCGACCAAAAAGGGACGUUGAGCGCUUGCACACAGAAAGUUUUGCCUUUCAGGAAUGGGGCGAAGCGCGCGACGAGGUAAUGCGCGACUACAAAACUCGCACGGGUAUUUUAGCCCACAAAUGGGAUGUAUCCGAUGAAGAAAUGAACUACACCUGGCGAGCAAAUCCCGGCGGGCGCGAACCCGCCUUCCGCCAACCUUACAGUCCCCCGGAGGAAUUUAACCCCAAACCGUUGCCGCCUAGCGAUCCCUAUGUAGUCCGCGUGCCGUAUCCCCUACAUCGUCGUGCCGAGAUGAAACCUCUGCAACGUGGUACUACUUGGCGACUGGAUCCCAUGCCGUUAGUGCAAAAAUACGCAUCGUGGGCGGAUUAUGCGGAUGAUUAUGACAGCAGUCUGGACGCUGGCGAAAAGAAGGACAUGGAGCCCAGUAAAGAAGAAACACAGCUGCAGCGUGCGAAAUAGUUUGUCUUCAGGUGCUGUUCAUCCAUGGUGUUGUGCUAUUGAAGUAAAUUCUGAAUUUCAGAAUUUUGUCACUAGACUGUAUUACGAAGUGUAAUCAUAAUAAUGUCAGGGGUCUGUCGUAUCCCGGAUCGCGUAAAAUGCAGUUGCUCGCACUUGUGUACUUAUCUUCAUUAACUGAGUAGUUUUCAUUGGCUCGUUGUGAAUUGAACCUGAAGUGUUAAAGAUAAUAAACAUCUAUU